Daucus carota subsp. sativus is the source of this 507-nucleotide messenger RNA. RefSeq names its product STS14 protein. The record is from RefSeq and is a predicted model, not a curated record. The transcript has a single exon. The coding region runs from base 1 to 507 and encodes 168 amino acids. NCBI's taxonomy places the organism in Eukaryota, Viridiplantae, Streptophyta, Magnoliopsida, Apiales, Apiaceae.
AUGACCAAACACUUGCUAGUUCUUGCUGUUGCCAUAUUCACAUUGGCAGCAGCCACCACAGCUGCUGCUGCUCCAGUGUCUCCUAGGAAGUCUACUGGAGACUUCUUAACUGCACAUAACAAAGUGAGAGCCGCAGCUAAGGUUCACCCUCUCUCAUGGAGUCCUAAUCUAGCCCUUAAGGCUAGCCAGAUAGUUCAAGAUCAACCUAACCUCAAGACUUGCAACUUUGCCAAGUUACCCGAACCGAAGUAUGGUAUCAACAAGUGGCGAUCAAUUGGGCUUCUAGGAUGUGCACCACAAGCUGUGGUGGAUCGGUGGAUGGAGGAGAAGGCGAAUUAUAACGACGAAACGAAGUCGUGUUUCCCGAACGAGGAAUGCCGGUCAUACCUCCAGGUUGUGGCGAGGAAUACAGGUUUUUUAGGGUGUGGAGAAGCUGCAUGCAAUGGAACAAGUGGCGGGUGUUUGGCUGUGUGCCUCUAUAAUCCACCUGCCAGGGGAACUGCGUAG